CGCUUCAAAUGAUAAGACUGUAAAAUGCCAUGUAGGGUACAUACACUAAAUCAUAAUUAGUAGCGUAGUAGGUUUUUUAUAUGUAGUAAGUAUUAUACCUCAAAGAUCAAGUUGUUAUCCCAACUUAAAUAUUGCUGCCAGGUUAUUAUACCUACCUACCCAAAUUAUUAGGUAAAUAUUGAAGUCCUGUCCUGACUCUUGAAAUAGUGCUAGGCUAGGUAGCAAGUGGCGGAGAGUUUUAAAGGAGUUGUUUUACGGAAUCGAGAACCGCAAGCAGGAUUGAGGAAAGAGACGAUCCAGCCUUUUCCUAUCAGUGGGAGUUUAGAUAGUUGGCACCUCCAGCUACGAGGCUGGAAGAUUUCGAGUACCAUUGGAAGAUGAUACUCAACUUCUACCAAAAUUACGAUGACAGUACCAAGGUACACAUCGAAGACACACGGAUACCUCACCAUUUGCAUCAAAUGCUUCAGCUCAUAGUAGAAGAAGAGAAGGAGCAACAUGGAGGCACAGUGGGCGGGUGCUUAGAGGCUGUGGUGAACAGGAAAAUAUGUUUGCUAGAUGCACUGCCUGCGAUCGCAGCUGCCGACCGACCGCCGGGUGCCAGGGCUCUAGCACUAAACACUGCCACACAACUGCUUCGCAGGACGAGACAACCAUGUGUUAACAGUGCUAGUGUAUUUAGGCCUUUGCAGCGUAUGUUAAUCCAGUGUAAUGAGAUCCCAGCUUCGCCGACGGAGAAGGAAGAAGUAGAAUUGUUGCUUACUCUAUGUGGUCUUGUGAGAAAAGAGCCGGGUUUAGCUAACAUCUUUACAACACCCUUUGUAGAAGACAAAGCCAGUUUGCUCACUAUACCUGAGGAUAUACAGAAACUUAUACCUAUUAAGAAACUUAAGAUGCAACCACCAAAGAAGAACCCAUUGUUUGAAGUAGAGUUACCCGCAAACCCAUUAAGAAAUGUGUCGAUAAUCCGGACAUGUUCUAGAGAUGAACACUGUCACACAGGCUCCAGUAGUUCUAUGGCAGAUGAGAAUGCGUCGUGCAAGAGCCAAAAGACAGUCUAUGAUGAUAAUGAUAAGUUCCUCUUGAUUGACCUACUCCUCUCAUAUUUAAAUAGUGCUGAUAAUCAGGUAGUGCUCAGAGCGUGUGAAGGCAUAAUGAUAGUAUCUUCACUCCCGGAGGACGAUAUAGCCAACUUGGUGACGUCAUGCAGCCCCGCUUGUGAGACCAUCGUAGACAAGCUUGCGGCCAAGUAUAAGAACGUGCCGGCCAAUGUUGACCCGAAUGACGUCGAUCAUUUGAAUAUCACUUGGGCGUACGUGGCACAAGAUUAUGGGGACAAAUCAUACAACAAGUUUCAUGGAUACAGAGAAUUGACGAGUUUCUUUUCCUGGUUGGAUUACUGUGAUACACUUAUGAAGGAAUGCCACCCGGCGAUAGCGGCGCAUUUGUCACGCACAUUUCGGCAGAGCUUCCUCGAAGGCGCGGCGGAGUCAGGGCUGACCGACCUGCACCACGCGCUGCUCGUCACCGCUAUACUCAGCAAGUGUCUCAAGGUCGUUGACUCCUUCGACCUUAUCAAUGAGUUUUCCAACUGGCUGGUGGGCGACGGCGAGGUAUCUGAGUGGCCGCUACUUCACACCCUGAUCAGCAACUGCCUGACUGACGAUCACGACCUCACGCUGGAGACGCUUAGGUUUUUCGAGACGAUCAUAGAAAAAGGCACAGAACACAGCAUCCAUAGAUUAGUGUUGGCUAAGAUAUGUACGAGAGGCUAUUUCACGGUGCAAACGCCCUUGGAGGACGACGAGCGAGACAGACUGAAUGAUGUGCCGCUGUGGAGAGAAAGGGAGAGUAAUAAAGAGGCGAUGAAACAGCUGCAACACGAGGACCACGUCAACGAGCAGAUCACAGACAUUCUCUCACACGAAGGGCUCGACCCGAAGGAGCAGGGCGACUCCAACGACAACAUACACAGAAUUAUAAACAGUUUCCUGUUAUUGCUGCCGCGCGCCAUCCUGUCCGACCCGGUGGGCGCCGACUACGAACACUAUAUACAUGAUGCGCAUAGGCAUUAUCAGCUAUGGCUCGACGUGACAGCGAACUUUAACUGGCCCAACGAGCACAGCUACACGGACAACACGGCGAGCUCGACACACAGCUACGACAGCAGGCCCGAGGCGGACAUACACCUCGACGACGUCUUUGACACAACUAAAACACACAAACAGAAAUGCUGCACAGACAAGAACAAAAACUGUACCAACGAGUGCCUCUUCUCCCAGAGAUUAGUCCUUAGAAGUAAAGACAUGACUAGCUCCACAGCAGACGACGAGUUCGAUGAAGGGCCGUUCUUUAAAAUGCUGUUCAAACUGCUUGCCAACAUGCCUCAACAACCUUACCAAGUGAAUUUGCAUCUAACGUCUAUCAUAUCAAAGUUAGCGUUGAUGCCGCACCCGAAUUUACACGAAUAUCUGCUGAACCCAAUGCUGCCAACUGCGAAAAAGACGCAGACUCUCUUCAAAAUUCUGCAGGACGUGGCUAAACGGUUGACGAUGGAAAUACCAAGACUGAGGAAUUAUAAGAAGGUGAUCGAGAACACGAGGUUGCAGCUGAUGAGUGAGGAUCCAAGUUAUGAUGAGAGCGGCGAGCACAACCAGCUAGUGGAGAGUCUGAUAGUCCUCGAAGAGUUUAGCAAGGAGCUCGCGGCGAUCGCUUUCGUAAAAUUUCAGCAUUCUCUUCAUAUGCACAGGUAACUUAUUUAGAGCACGGAGUUAGGAACAGUGCAAUCAGUGAACGACGUUUUCGACCAUCUAUGUAUACUAUUACUAAUUUAUUUAUUAUCUUACCGGAUGUAAUAGAUUCGUAAGUACUUGUUAUAAAUAUUCGUUCACCGAUUGUCCCAUGUAGGUAAGUUAACUUUGUUUUACUAACAAUAGACAUAAUUGCAUUUUAUAUUGUUUAGAUACGCAGAUAGUUAUUUCUAUAUGUAUACAUCAGUAUUUAUGUGAUUCUUCGCAAUAACAAAUACCUUUGAAGACCUAAGUAAUAGUAUUGUGCCUAAGCCGAAUAGUUAUUUAUUGAUCACGUUAUGAAUGCAAUAUAUUAUUAUACGCUACAGUUGACAGCUUUAGGAUAAUGUUCGAGACGUCUGUGACUGUUCUAGGCUGGAAAUACGCACCCCAAUGCCUUAACGAAGUGCAAAUUAACCCCUUAAUUCCUCUGAAAUAUACAAAAAAGUCAGAAUGUUAAUGUGUAAAUACCCUAUGUAUUUUGGGUCAUUAUAAUCCAGUUCUCGUUAAUGUUGUAUAAUUGUUGUCUAAAUUAAAUUUGUAAGUCUAGUCUUUGCAGAAGAGUAGUUCUACGCCGGUACACAUAUACCAUAGUCUUAUUCUAGUCGAGAUUUCACAUUCCUUCAAACAUGUAUUGUUUUGUAUUUUAUGGAUUUUAUAACUGUGCUCUCUGAAUUCAUUUUGAAAACCCAGUGCACACUACGUAUUUUAACAACAUUAGAUAACCUCACAACUAUACAGGGUGUUAGUGACAUCGUAACGAAUACUGAGGAGAUUCAUCAGACCAUGAUUCUGAGUUAAUUAAUAUCAAGUGGAAUUUUCCGUCGCAAAUUCAUGUUUUUUUAGUUUUUAUUUCAAUUCUAUACUUUAUACUUUUGCGAUGGAAAAUUCCACUUGAUAUUAACUCAGAAUAAUGAGCUAAAUCAGCCCCCUCAGUAUUCGUUACGAUAUCACUUACACCCCAAACCAGUAAAUACAGUAGCCAUACAAGUACGUAUCGGUGUUAGUGACACCGUAACGCGACGCUUGCGUUUGCGAGGGAAAAUUCCACUUGAUAUCAACUCAGAAUCAUGCCUGAAUCAUCGCUCAAAGUUUUCGUUACGAUGUCACUAACACCCUGUAUAGUUGGAGGUACAUCCAUCGCAAGAUAAACUAAGUACCCAUACCUCACCGAGUUUUGUAUAGUUGGAGGUACAUCCAUCGCAAGAUAAACUAAGUACCCAUACCUCACCGAGUUUUCCCGAGUUUAUUUUUCGUUCAGACAGUCGAAGGCCUAAGCUGUGGGUACUUUUUUGUCCGCGAUCUUAUUAUGUUGUAACUCGUGUUACUACUAAGCCUAAGAGGCUUCAAAUCUUAUUAAUCGGCAACUGCUAGUGGAAAUUUUGGAAAAUAUUAUACUUAUAAAUUCUAUUAUGUGCAUUUGUAUAAAACAAACAUAAAUUAUCAUGGGCAGUAAAGUGUUCAUGAUAUUAUAAAUAUAUUUAUAACAAAUCUUUAGGAGUUGAGCAUAGUUAAAAAUUGUGUUACCUCUAUUAUAACAGCUACAGUUGCAUAAAAUGUAUCAUGUAUUUUUUAUUUAUAAGCACAAGGAUAUUAUUUAUAAAUGAUUAUAAAUUAAAUGCGCUUGUUAAUAUUGA
Molecule: messenger RNA, 4426 nt
Organism: Pectinophora gossypiella (pink bollworm)
Lineage: Eukaryota; Metazoa; Arthropoda; Insecta; Lepidoptera; Gelechiidae
Product: FHF complex subunit HOOK interacting protein 2A-like
Exons: 13
Coding region: 378-2753 (791 amino acids)
Source: RefSeq, a predicted model, not a curated record